Carassius auratus (goldfish) is the source of this 4921-nucleotide messenger RNA. Its product is annotated as CBP80/20-dependent translation initiation factor-like. The record is from RefSeq and is a predicted model, not a curated record. Gene Ontology annotation, cellular component: cytosol. The transcript is spliced from 14 exons. Lineage: Eukaryota; Metazoa; Chordata; Actinopteri; Cypriniformes; Cyprinidae. Gene Ontology annotation, molecular function: translation activator activity; protein binding; RNA binding. Gene Ontology annotation, biological process: regulation of translational initiation. The coding region runs from base 183 to 2186 and encodes 667 amino acids.
CUCGCCGGUUUGGGGUGUUUACUGUGGCGUAUCCAGCGCAGCCUGUAGUAACCGCGCGCGACCGGAUGGAACGUCUGUGAUACAUUGUAACACUUCACACGAGCUGCGACCCGCAACUUUGUAUCUUGUUAUUGAUAGAAUGUAUCGGUUUGAUCUGGCGGCGUCGCUUUGAUCAUAAAGAAAUGACAGAUGUCUGGUGUUCUGAUGACAGCUCCCCUCCCUCCAUCCCUCCUCCCACUGGGCUGGUUGCCAUGGAGAGCUCAUCGGUAGCCUCGGCAUCUUCAGAGGCGGGAAGCACACGCUCGCAAGAGAUCGAGGAGCUGGAGCGCUUCAUCGACAGCUACGUGCUGGAGUACCAGGUGCAGGGACUCCUGAGCGACAAAAACGAGACCGACCAGGAUGUGGACAAGACCCCGUCCCACAUCUCCCAGUGGACUGAAAACUGCAAUGAUAAGAUUGACGGGAGCUGGUCGUCUUCACGGGGCAGGGGCUCGUCAAAACCAGAUGAUUGGGAGCACAGCAGUAAUGGCAGCACCGGUUCUAGACCCAGUUCAGGUUCUCGACCCGGUUCUGGUUCUAGAUCAGGCAGCAGAGGACGAAACCACCAGUUCAGAGCCCCAGCGAAGAAUGGAAACAGAGACUGUUCUUUGGAUGUUCUGGGGACGGACAUCUGGGCUGCAAACCUGAACUGUCAUGGAGGCGCUACGUGGGACAUGCAACCAGAGAAACUGGAUUUCUCUCAGUUUCACAGGAGGCCGUACAGAGGGACACCGAAACACCUCCCGCACAUCGACCGAGAAGGGAUGAUGAAGGGCAAACUCGAUGAUGAUGAUGAUGAUGGUAUUGACCUGGACAACAUGGAGAAGUUCCUGCCGGUUUUCCCUCCUCUGCCUAAUGAAGCUGAGAUCGCACACACGAAAAAACUGUUUCGUCGCCGCAGAAAUGACCGCCGCCGAUCCAAUCCGCCCCAGGACCAGUUGACGGUGCUGCUACCAGCCGAGGGGAAGCGACAAGUGUCCAGGAGACAGCAGCGCCUGCCUGGUGGAGGACUGCAGCAACAGCUGCCCAAUCAGAUGCAGCAGCCCAACGCAGACCACCAAUCAGGUGCUGGCACUAAGCACGGGGGGCGGGGUUACCAGGGGCAGCAGAACCAAGGUGGGCGACAGGGCGGCCCGCAUCACGGCUACAGCCAGAACCGCCGCUGGCAUCAGCAUCCCAAACACCAGACGAACAGUUUCAAUCUGGGGCCCUCAGGGGCCGACAGGGGCCUCACACACAAUACCAAAGAAACAGAGAAUGUAAAACACGAGGACCCAGAGCCCCACAUGGAGAAAGGAGCGAAGGACGAACCUGCGAAAGAGGAGAGAAAGAAAGGAGACAAGGAGGAGAAGGAGGAGAGCGGGAAGAUCUGUUUACUGCAGUCAUCAAAAGAGAGACUGAGGAGGAGAUUGAAAGAGAAGGAGGAGGUUCCCGUGGCGACCGCCGGACCUCAGCCGAACCGAAUGGACCGAUUGUUAGAGAUUCUGAACAGCAUGAGGAACAACAGCAGCGGCGUGGAGAAUCAGCUCACCACGUUCAUGGUGGAAGCGCAGAAUUCGGCCGACUCGGAGGAGACACUGAACCAGAUCGUUCACACCAUUUACCGCAAGGCAGUCAGCGACCGAAGUUUUGCAGCCACGGCAGCCAAACUCUGUGACAAGAUGGCUCUGUUCAUGGUGGAAGGAACCAAAUUCCGCUCGCUGUUACUCAACAUGUUACAGAAGGACUUCACGCGGCGCGAGGAGCUGCAGCAGACGGAUGUGGAGUGCUGGCUGGGCUUCAUCACGUUUCUGUGUGAAGUGUUCGGCACCAUGAGGAGCAGCGCUGGAGAGCCGUUCAGAGUACUGGUCUGCCCCAUAUACUCCUGUCUGAGAGAGCUCCUGGAGUCUGUGGAGGUGAAGGAGGACGCUGUGCUCUGCUGCUCGAUGGAGCUCCAGAGCACCGGCCGGUUAUUGGAGGAGCAGCUUCCUGAAAUGAUGACGGAGCUGCUGGCGGCCGUGCGGGAUAAGAUGCUGUGUCCGUCUGAGUCUCAGCUGACGCGCUCGCUCCUGAUGGAGGUCAUCGAGCUCCACGCUCACCACUGGACCCCGCUGGAGGAGCUGACCACCGCCUACUACAACAGAACCAUCCAGAAGCUCACCGCGUGACACACACGCACCGCUGGGUGCACUGACCACUGCGAACCACAACACUACCAACCAGAAACUCAUCUGGAGACAAACAAACACUGAAACCAACCACUAGAGGUCACGGAGACAAGCAUUCUGUGAUAGGAGAAUAGAGUCAGGUGUGGGAGGAGGAGGCGGGCCUUAUGGGAUCAGGGGUCAGAGGGUUAAAUAUGCAGAUUGAAUAUGUAUAUGUUCACACUUCACAUCUGCAUAUUCAUGAGCUGAGCCAGACGUACAGAUGUGAAACCAGACAGUCAUUAGACACACGCGAGCAGACGCCAGCCACUGUCUGUCACGCUUUCCAGACCAAACCUCAGAGGAAAGAGCAAAAGACAAACUAAACUAAAAUUAAAAAGAAAGUAAAUCUAAAGGAAAUCUAAAUGGAUUUUGCAUAUAAAAUUAAGCCAAUGAUGUAAUUAUUUUCAUGACCAUUAUGCACCCCCUCACUCCCCCCAAUGAUGCCAAAAUACAAUUGAAUUAAUACAUAAUUAUAUUUUGCGUUAAUGAAAAUAAUAAAAAAAAUAGGAUUCUUUUUACGAUUUGUUUUGGAGUUAAGCACAUUUACGUUUUUUUUUUUUUUUGCAUUUGAUGAUGAUAAUUUUGAGAAUUAUUUUUUUUUUUAAAUAUUUAAAUUGAAUCAAAAAAAGUAAUUACUAUUUAAUAACCAACUUUUUUUUCUUUUUGAAGAAUUUGUUACAAAUGUUCUUAAUAUUCAUGAAAAUUGUUACAUUUCAGCUAUUUUUUUUCUGUUUUUAUCUAUUGCAUUUUUAGCAUUACUUUAAGGAUAGUUAAGCACUCCCCUAAAUCAUUUUUUUUAAUGCAUGAUUUUUUUUUUUAUAUAAAAAAAAGUGCAUUAAUGUUUUUUUUUGGGGGGGGGGUAAUUGUAGGUAUGUGUUUAAUAUUCAUGGAAAUAAUGCAAAUGUGCAAAAAAGUCUUAAUAGGCUUCAUUUUCUUUUGAUUAUGCUAUAAAAUAAGAUAUUCUCUGGCCAUUUUCUUGAAUUGUGUUGAUUGAACUGUCAACCCCAGAGACUGCACGAGCUCUCGUGUCUUUUCUUUCCUUUGUCACACACAGCAGAUGGGAGACACACUAUAGCGUGUGUGUGUGAGGACACAUUCAACAUGACGUGGUCAGGUUCAGUUAUUUCUUGUUGCGUCCCUGUUUAUAAUGUGUUAUAGUGUCCUUAAUAUUAUGCAUUAUUGUUAUUAUAAUAAUUAUUGUAACUAUUUCUUUUUCUCUCAAAGUUGCGUUUUUUUUUAUUUUAUUUUUUUUACAAUGUACGUAUAAUAGGCUCCGUUUGUGAAAUGCAAGCAGAGCGCGAAUCAUUCGUAACGUCACAAUGAUUCACCUGCUCGUUUUUCACGAAUGAGGUUUGUUUGUUUUUAGUCGUAAAUCUGUUGCACAGGAUUACUUUCAUUUUGCACUGUUUUAAGGCGAUUGCUUUAAAAAAAAAAAUUCAAAAAGAAAAGAAGAUAAACAUGUAUGUAAAAAGCGACGGCAUGUGGAGGUUUUCGAAUGUUAGUCGAACAGUUUUAGAGAGAUUCGUAGAAUCAGUUUUGGGGGAGAAAAUAGUGGCCUUCGAAACCCCUGCGAGUUUAAUCUGUAGCUCAUAGAAAGUCCUGUACAGCCAAGAUGAUUUUAUUUUUAUUGCCCUGCAAUGUUCAGCUUCCUAAAUAGGCAACAUGAGAUAUCGAAAAACAUAAAAAAUCGAGCAUGAAUCGAAAUUAAAUUAAAGGCUAUCGAGUAUAUAGGCCGUAUUGCCGUGGUCGUUUUUUUUGCAAGUCGUUCUAUUUAAAACAAUUUACUUUGAACUAAAUUUGUUUGCCGAGGAUGGUGGUCGAAUCUUUUAACGGUAUAUCUAGUUAUUACGUGUCAAUUUCUCUGGCUUUGACGACUGUGUGCAUUGAUAUUGAUUUAUCACAAGCCAGUCAUCUAGUUACUUAUAAAUAAGCUACAGUACAUGUAAUCUUGUAAACGGCAUAUGAAUAUGAAUUUUAGUCGAUGAGGAGAAACAUAUGAAGUGUUUUUGAACUUUUUUUGCGUAGUCUGUGGCCUCCAGCAUUAUUUAGUGGAGGAAACAUGCGCAGAACCUCGUGGUUUGCUGGCCGGUUUGGGGUUUGUGUAUUUUCUGUCUUGCAUCAAGAAUCCAGAUGAAAAAACAAACGCACACAUGAGGGUUGAAUCUGGUUCAUAUUCCAUCCUUCAUUUUAAAGGAAAAAAAUAUUUAAAUAUUUUGCAUGAUAAAAACUUCGAUUUUAUUCAUGCAAAAUAUGAUUUUGUAAUUUUUUCUUUUGAUUUAGUGGUCAGAUUUCCCCUCAUAGAGUGAUUUUAUUUUAAGCACAUACAGUACAUGCAUAUUGAAUAGCUGAUGCUCUGUGAGUGCAUGUUUGUCUUUCAAACACGUUUUCAGUUGUUGUUGUUUUUUUGUUGCUUUUUUAUUUUUUAUUUUAGAGUUUCAUUUGAUUUGAACUUAGCAUCGUCAGGGUUUGUUUUAGGCUCCGCCCAGUUCAAGCAGCAGGCAUCAUGUGACCUUUGACUUCUUGUGUGCGACCCACCAGACUACUGAAUGCAGAUCAGCUUCAUUUGCAUCUUCUUGAAAUGCAGAGCAGAUGUGGCAACCUUGUCAGCUGACCAAACUAUAGAUCUGGGCUCAUUCAAAGAUGUCAGCGGUUGUUUUGUUUUUUAUGAAACUGAAAAUAAACUGAAAGGGGUGUAA